CGCCUUGGUUAGUGUGGAGCCGGCCGGCCAGGCCUGCGCAGUUGCGGCGGCCGGGGAAGAUGGUGGAGGACGGCGCGGAGGAGCUGGAGGACCUGGUGCACUUCUCGGUGUCCGAGUUGCCUAGUCGCGGCUACGGCGUCAUGGAGGAGAUCCGGCGGCAGGGCAAGUUGUGCGACGUGACGCUCAAGAUUGGGGACCACAAAUUCAGUGCUCACCGGAUCGUCUUAGCAGCCUCGAUCCCGUACUUCCAUGCUAUGUUUACAAAUGACAUGAUGGAGUGCAAGCAGGAUGAGAUUGUAAUGCAAGGAAUGGACCCAAGUGCCCUGGAGGCUCUGAUCAACUUUGCCUACAAUGGCAACCUUGCCAUUGACCAGCAAAAUGUGCAGUCAUUGCUGAUGGGGGCGAGCUUCCUGCAGCUGCAGAGCAUCAAAGACGCCUGCUGCACAUUCCUCCGAGAACGGCUUCAUCCAAAAAAUUGCCUGGGUGUGCGCCAGUUUGCUGAGACAAUGAUGUGUGCUGUGCUGUAUGAUGCAGCCAACAGCUUCAUCCACCAGCACUUUGUGGAGGUGUCCAUGUCGGAAGAGUUCCUGGCCCUGCCCUUGGAAGAUGUACUUGAGCUAGUGUCUCGGGAUGAGCUGAAUGUAAAAUCAGAGGAACAGGUCUUUGAAGCUGCACUGGCCUGGGUCAGAUAUGACCGGGAGCAGAGGGGACCCUGCCUGCCUGAGCUGCUGUCCAAUAUCCGCCUGCCCCUUUGCCGGCCCCAGUUCCUGUCAGACCGAGUGCAGCAGGAUGACCUGGUGCGUUGCUGCCACAAAUGCAGAGACCUGGUAGACGAAGCAAAAGACUAUCACCUCAUGCCAGAGCGCCGGCCCCACCUGCCGGCUUUCAGAACUCGGCCACGCUGCUGCACGUCCAUUGCUGGGCUUAUCUACGCUGUGGGGGGCCUCAACUCUGCAGGUGAUUCCCUGAAUGUGGUGGAAGUGUUUGACCCCAUCGCCAAUCGCUGGGAGAAAUGCCAUCCAAUGACAACAGCCCGCAGCCGUGUUGGCGUGGCUGUAGUGAACGGGCUUCUGUAUGCCAUCGGGGGAUAUGAUGGCCAGCUACGGCUGAGCACUGUGGAGGCCUACAACCCGGAGACGGACACAUGGACCAGAGUGGGGAGCAUGAAUAGCAAGAGAAGUGCCAUGGGGACAGUUGUGCUGGAUGGGCAGAUCUACGUCUGUGGGGGCUACGAUGGCAACUCUUCCCUCAACUCUGUGGAGACCUACUCACCUGAGACAGACAAGUGGACAGUGGUGACCCCGAUGAGCUCGAAUCGCAGUGCUGCUGGGGUUACAGUCUUUGAGGGCAGGAUAUAUGUGUCGGGCGGCCACGAUGGUUUGCAGAUCUUCAACAGUGUGGAGCACUACAACCACCACACAGCCUCCUGGUACCCAGCAGCUGGCAUGCUCAACAAGCGCUGCCGGCAUGGAGCUGCCUCCCUAGGAAGCAAGAUGUUUGUUUGUGGGGGCUAUGAUGGCUCUGGCUUCCUCAGCAUCGCCGAGAUGUACAGUUCUGUGGCAGACCAGUGGUGCCUGAUAGUACCCAUGCACACACGCCGGAGCCGGGUCUCCCUUGUGGCCAGCUGUGGGCGCCUCUAUGCUGUGGGGGGCUAUGAUGGACAGUCAAACCUGAGCUCGGUGGAGAUGUAUGACCCAGAGACGGACCGCUGGACAUUUAUGGCCCCUAUGGCAUGCCAUGAGGGAGGGGUCGGUGUGGGCUGCAUCCCUCUCCUCACCAUCUAAGGCAGAGGGUAGGAUGUGGUAGGGUGGGAAUCUGGUACAGACAUACAUAGGCGCUUCCUUCCAGGAAUAAUCCCUCUCAGGGGAGGUGGUGGACCAGAAGAUGGGGUGAAAUGUGAGCUUGCCAGACAUACAGUUUUUCCAGGUGCUCAAGUCCUCCCUCACUGACCUUCAGGCCUGGGUCAUCAAGAUGCACAGCACAGGACAGGACGAAAGCCCCUCUGGGUCCCGCAGCUGGUGAUAUGGAAGUGUUUUGCUGUUCCACAUGAACACUCCAUCCAAGCCCAGCUCCCACCCACCGCGGCUCUGUGGGCCACCCAUUUGCAGAAGGCCUUCCAUCUGAUGCACCUCCUUGCCUGCUUGUUUUCCACCCACAUUGUGGCCAGUUUGCCAUGAGGAAGCUGCAGUGGCCCAGCCUGUUGGAAACUGUGGGGUAUAGCUGGGAGAGAAAGGGCACACUCCUAAUGUUCUUACUGCCUGUGAUGAUGCAGCUAAAGCAACAUGCUGGCUACACACGAGCAUGUUCCAUCUUCCGUUGUAGGGCACAAAGGAUUUUGUUCUAAUCACCGGUAAGCAGGAAAUACGGAAGUUUUUCCCAUGUCUAAUUUUGGGAUUUCAGUGAGGUCUUUUUCAUCUUGAACAGGAGAAACAGAAGGGAAAAAAA
This is a messenger RNA of Propithecus coquereli (Coquerel's sifaka), 2445 nucleotides long. It is a transcript of the gene KLHL18, whose product is annotated as kelch-like family member 18. Bases 60 to 1784 code for a protein of 574 amino acids. The transcript has 10 exons. The record is from RefSeq and is a predicted model, not a curated record. NCBI's taxonomy places the organism in Eukaryota, Metazoa, Chordata, Mammalia, Primates, Indriidae. Gene Ontology annotation, molecular function: protein binding.